CUCUCAAGGAAGGGAGGGAGCAGAGGAACUGGACAGGAGCAGCAAAGAACCAGACACAUUUGGGAGGGAACUGUAAAAUCAGGAGAAAGAACACUGCGCAAAUCGAUAAAGAGAGUUUAACUCUCAGGGAGUCCUGUGAAAGACGCCCCCCAGGGAUUGGAUUGGGCAUCUGCACACAGAAUACUCCUCUGGCCUCCUCACCUAUGAGGUCUACAACAACAUGUCCUCGGACAGUGGAUCCUCGUUGUCCGCAGCAGAGGAUCAGCUCGACAUAGUCCAGCGGUACCAUGUUCUACAAGCUGAGCAAGAAGGUACCCAGAAGAGAACUUUUUCCAACUGGAUUAACUCACAGCUAUCAAAGCACCCACAGCCGUCUGUUGUAAAAGACCUCUUUGUUGAUAUUCAAAAUGGACACGUUCUCCUGGACUUACUCGAAGUUCUCUCUGGUGAAAACUUGUCACGGGAGAAAGGGAAAAACAUCUUCCAGGCGAGAAGUAACAUAGAAUCGGCCCUGAACUUUUUAGGAAGCCGAUCUAUCAAGCUCAUAAAUAUUCAUGUAGAAGAUAUCAUUAGUGGGAAACCGUCUAUUGUGCUUGGUCUCAUUUGGACAAUUAUUUUACAUUUUCAGAUUGAAGGCCUGGCGAGCAUUUUGGCAGAUACAGAUGACCAGCAACCAGUGAAAUGUGAGACGAAAAAUGGAGUUUCCCCAACUGCAAGCCCUUCGCCUAAACGAAGUGCCAAAUCUAAAUGGCAGACUACUGCAAGGAGAGCUCUUCUUCAGUGGGCACGAGAACGAUGUGCUCAAUUGGAAUCUAUUGAUAUAACAGAUUUUAAGUCCAGUUGGAGAAAUGGCAUGGCUUUCUUGGCAAUUAUUCAGUCGUUGAGACCGGACCUCAUUGACAUGGACAAGUUACAGGGAAUGUCCAAUGAUGACAAACUGAAUGAGGCCUUCAGAAUAGCAGAAACGGAGUUAAAAAUCCCAAAACUCAUUGAACCAGAAGACCUUAAUGUUUCAGAUCCUGAUGAAAAAUCAAUUAUGACAUACGUGGCACAGUUUUUACAGUAUUCCAAAAAUAUGGAGGUGCCUACAAAAGAUAUUUCGGCUCGAGUACAUAAAGCCAUGGAGUGGCUGAAUGAGCAGGAGCAGACAUUGAAGACAUUAUUUUCCGAAAUGAAAGAUGAGACCUAUACAAAAAAGUACCAGGAAAUCCUUUUAUUUAUGAGAAAAUUCAAUGAGCAGAAACGAAUCUUCAUGUCUGGGUUAGCGGUGGAGUCUCUUCAGGCUGGGGAGCAACUACUUGUUAAGCAGUCACUAGAAAAUAUCACAUUCCAGAUUGCAGAAUGGAAGAAGCAGUUGGAUAGGAGUUUGCCUCCACCCUUGGAUAGUAUUGAGAUGUGGCUGACAGAGGUCGAAAAUCUGAUGUCACAAGAUUUGCCUGAAUCAGGCUCUCAUCGUAAUACAAUGUCUCUACUCCAAGCUUUAUCGAAAGCCUUCAAGGCUUUGAUGGUUGAUGCAAAAAAUUACAUGGAAAGUCUCAGAUCAUUUAGGAAUGUAGAUGAUAAUGGUGUUGUAAUUGUGCCAACUGAUAAGACUGAAGAGAUGAGGACAAGGUUGGAGAAGAUAUUGGCUGCAAACUUCAGUGUUCUUGUGGAUUACCGCUGUGCUGGGUAUAAUGUUCUUGCUCUUCUGGAGGAAGGGAGUCCAAAGCUUAAGUCAUGGAAAGUAAAGUACAAAUCUCAAGAGUCUGUAGAGGCCCUACUCGCAGAUUAUAAGGAAUUUGUUGAGGGAAAACAGUUCUUGGUCCUUCUGGACACUGCGUUUGAGAAAUUCAGAGAACUUCAUAACCUGUUACUGACCACAGAUGACUAUUCGGGUGACCCUGAAAUCUCAAAGCAAUGUGAAGCCAUAGAAUUAAAGCAUAGAACCUUUGUGUCAUCGGCCCACGAUGCAGAAUCUACUAUGGAACACGUUCUAACCAGCUGGACUCGUUUUGAGAAUAAUAUGAACCUGAUCACCGCUUGGCUGGAUGAACAGCAGAGGAUUGCGCCAUCCAAUGUUCCCAUGGAGAUUCUGUCCAAAUGGAAAUCUGUGCACAAAUCUUUAAACCGUGACGGCAGCUUCCUGAAUGAGAAGACGUAUGAGAAAACGGCGUCUAAGAUAACUCACCAGCUGAAGGCGCUGAACAAUCGAUGGACCACAUAUGUGAAGCAAUAUGAGGAACAGAAAGAGGUCAAUGGCGGCAGCAUAACCAAAGAGGAUUUUGGUGUUGACUCUACCAAAGGAGCUUCCAAGAUAUUAGAUAUUUCUGCUCACUCAUUCAUUCUGUAUAUUCAGAGUUUACAGGACAGUGGAGUAGAUCCCACAACAGUGGAUGUGUACUCAGAAAUCCUCCGCCACCUUGAAGUAGUGGAGACAGUCGUUGAGAGUGUGGACAACUGGUCUGUGAAGGCUGAACAGCUUCUUCGUGAACUUGAUCAGAAGAAGAACACACAGGAGCUUUCUAGUGUAGACAUUCAGGAUUUCUAUGACAAUGGCGUUUCUUGCCAGGAGCAGCUAGAGAAGGCAGAGGUGAACGUUCAGGCACUUACACAACUCCUCCACAGUCAGAAGGAUUUACAGCACUUUGACUUUGACAGAUGGAGGCACAGCGUUGUCAGAGCACAUGAGAGAGUUCAGGAUCUAGUCUCUAGAGUGGGUUUGGUUCUUCGACCCCCAGAACAAUGCUUAUCUGAAGAGGACGUAAAGAGGAACUUCGAGAGUUCAAAGAGCAACCUGGAGACCUAUAUAACAAAAGCAAUGAGUCUGCUGGGACAGAAUGUAACCCCGGAAGAGUUCAUCUCGCAGUAUGAGACUUCCCUCAGCAAAUUUGGGCAUCAAGACUUGGAACAUUUUCUGAAAGCCACUGAGCACAUGAAGAAUAUUUCAUCCUCUACCAAAGAGAAGUCGCUGGUGGAAGAAGUGAGCGCUGAUGUCAGAAAUAGAUGGAAGAUCGUCCAUGAUGACUUGGAGGCUUAUGUCAGGGAGUUAAAAAUGCACAUAGAGAAGAAGAAAUUUGAUGAGCUGCUUUGCAAACUGGACAAACAAAUUUUAAAGGAGAAGAAUAAUAUUGGUGUUGUGGAUAUGGAGGAGCUGAUCAGAGAACACGAGGUGGUCUUCUCUGAUCUUGGCUAUUAUGGAGAACUCAAUCAGUGCCUACAGACAAUGCAGACUCUGGGUGACACACUCAGGACAAGCGCUGCUCCUACAACAUUCACCGCAUCUAUUACCGAAUGCACAAAAAAGAAGGAGGGGCUUCAUAAAAAUGCUGUUGAUAUUUACCUUAAUCUACAAUCCAUUAUGGGAAAAAAGAAAAUUGACAAGAGAGGUGUUGUAUCAGGCAACAAAGGAAAGAAGUCGCAUCUCAAAAAAUCCAAUGGAACUCAGGAGGUAUGUCAGACGGACUGUGUGCCGCAAGAAACAAACAUGGCCGAAGGUAUUGAGUCAAGUGUCUCAACCCUGGAGACGAUGCUACAGAGAUAUAAUGCACAGAAAAGUGAUCUAGAAUUGUUAAUAUCCAAUUUAAGAGACAGACUGGUGGCUGAAAGUCCAGGGGAAGUCCAGGAUGUGAAGGAGCUUCAGUGUAAACUUCAUGAACUGCAGAUUUUACUGGAUCAAGCAAACCAGAGCUGGACGGAGUUUGAAGCCACAUCACAAAAAGUAGAGAUGCUUCUGCACGCGACUGAGAAGAAGGAUGUAUCUGAGAAAAGAAAUGCCCUGCAGAUUUCCUUGAGAACAGUUACUGAGGAAAUUCAAAGCAGAAUACAGGCUCUGAGCAUUACAAUAAAUGUCCUCUUGCCCAUUGAGGAGGAAGUGUCUCUUUUAUGUGAAUCAAGUAGACCGACUCCAGUCCAUGAGGUAGAAGAGUUUACAAUUUCCAGCAUUGGUUCCAUAUAUCAGGAUCUGCAGGAUAUGCAGCGUACAGUCAAGGAUCAGAUUGAACAAUGUCAUAUAUUGGAAUCAGCUCCUGAGGUUGUUGACCCAUCAAGCCCUGUAGAUGUGCAGGCAGUUCAGUCUGUUACGCAUCAGUACAAAAUUCAAUUACGAGCAACAAAUGAAAUAAUGCAAGAAAGAGAAGCUCUUCUUAAAGAACUAGAGAUAUUUUUAUCUUCUGUCACUGCAACUAAACUAGCGAUCCAGGCUGAAGCUACUAUGCUCCGAAAUGACAGAACUUCUCUACUGCAAAAGCAGAACAACCUGGAGAAACUACAACAGAAAGUAUACAGAUUGAGAAGAGAUGCUGAACAGCUGGAUAGACGUUUACAACCAGCACAUAUCUUCCUGGAGGACCCAGAAUGUGGAGGACCCACUUCAUGCCAGAAAAUGCUUGAUGGAUUCCUUGAAAAGAUCGAAAUUGUAGUACAAUCUACUUUGCUGGAGUUGAGAAACUUGGAAAGCAGACCAGUUUCUGGAAGACAAACAUUAAAUGGAACACUAAAUAAUUCCUUGCCAACUGAGUAUAUGGUUUCUGGAUUAACCCAAGAACCUGGGAUGGAGCAGUUCACAGUAUCAAAGAUAGACGCAAUAUUGCAAGAGAUGAAGGAAGUCCAGAACACAUGUGAACUUGAGAUCCAACAACUGGACCGUCUAGACAACACAUCCACAGAUCCCAUCUCCAAAUAUAAGACAGUGCUUCAAGCCACAAAUGAAGCAAUGAAAGAACGAGAGACAACUCUGAAAUCCCUGGGAGUAUUUCUGUCAUCUCUUAAAGCAACAAAAUUAUCUAUUGAGGCUGGAUUCCCGGUGCUGGGUAUGGACAGGACCACCCUGCAGGAAAAGCAGCUGAACCUUGAGUCUUUAGAAAAGGACAUCUAUCUUUUGGGUCAAGAAGCUGAGAAGCUGGAUGACUGUUUGCAAGCUAAUGGAAUUCUUCUAGAAGAUCCAGAAAAUGGAGGGGAAACCUCAUGCAAGAAAAUGAUAAGUGGAUUCUUUGAGAAGUUAGAAAGGGCACAGCAAGCUGUCCAGAGAGAGAUUCAGAACCUUCAAGAGACAGAGGCCAUUGAGCAAUUGAACAAACGUGUGAAGAACUUUUGUAAAAAUAUUGAAGAUAUUCAGAAUCAAAUCGAUCAAGUUGGCUUAAAAGAUCCAACUAUUCAUGCUGUGCAACAGAGAAUGAAGUCUUUGAUAGCAUUGGAGAAAAAGAUAGAGACAUUUGACCAAGAAAAUAAAUCCAUAACUGAUGCCUUUCAAAGGGUUCUUCAAAUUUCCCAAAGACGAGAUUUAACUGGGUGUGAAGAGUGUGAGGAAUUGUGGGAGGACACAAAGCAGUACCUUGCACACAGCAAAGAGCAAUGUGAAGUGAUAAUCGAACUCCUUCGCAAAUUCCAACAUUACAGGACAACACUGACAUCUUUGAUUCAAAAAGCAGAGGCUACAAUUUCUCAUCAGUCAUCCUACAUUGGAAAAGAGAAUCUGCAGAAAAUGAUGAUAAAGGUUCAAGAAAUAAAACAGGAGAUUGAGGAUCAGUCUGAAAAUGCUGAAGAGAUAAACACCAUCUGCAAAAAGCUGCAUUUUCAGAUCAGUAAGAUAAAAAGAUUUGAAGAUGCGCCAUUCCAAGUGGAAGCCAACACGCUCAUCGACAAGUGGUUAGAUGUCUGUGAAAAACUGGACAACUAUAAUGAGGACAUAAAAAGUGCCGUCUGCUUGUGGAACAGAGUCCUUCACCUUUCACAAGAAGUGGAGCCUUGGACUGAAGGAAAAAUCAAGUUCUUGGAAAGUGUGAACCUCACAAGUGAGGAACUGCGGUCACUACAGACUGAGCUUCAGAAUCAAGAGAAACUUUUGGAGGAAAUCUGUACGAAAUCUGCCCAAAUACAAAAACUUUUACAAAGUGAUGAAUUCCCUUUUGAACUACAGAUCCUAAAGACCUCUCUGGUGAAUAAAAUCACUGUAAUAUCUACCAUUGUGUCAGAAAAGUCUGAUAAUGAGGAUAAAAAACUGGUGGCUGCAGCUUCUGACUCACAGGAUAGUCGUUCAGUGGCUAAAGAAUUACCUCAGAUUACAGGAAAUGAGCACAUUAAUGGAGAGCUUCAAGUUCAGACAAAUAAGGAGACCUUUGGUAUGGAGGUAGAGCCUGAAGCCCCAGCAGAAGACAUACAGCAAAGUCCCACCUCAACUUCGAUGGUAGAAGCCAAUAGGGCUGAAAUUCAGGAAGAUUCACAAGAGGAACCACAAAGAGAUGAAAGGAGCGAAGCACUGAGGCUUAGACUGGCAGAGCUACAGAAGAAACGGGCAAAGCUAAGCCCGGACCUUCAGCCUCGAGUACAGGACAAUCUAAAGCUGCUGGGCGGCUUCAAGGAGCUUCUCAAGGAAAGUCAGGACAUGAUGAGUGAAUUGGAAGACUCAAAGCAGUUAUCUCCUGCCUCUCCUAGUAUUGGGCAUCAUGGUCAAUGCCUGGAAAUCAAACUGCUCCUGGAAACAUUCUUAUUGGAAAUACAGGAGACAAUGCAGAUACUGGAAAGGCGCCUUGAAGGACAGCGACAAUAUGAAAGUCUCUCUGAUGCCCUGAAUGACAAAAUGACAAGUUUUUAUGAAGAGCUUCUUAAUUUUAGCCGCUCAUCACGGGAAAACGCACCAUGCGAGCUGAAGAGACAGAAAUUACAGGCAUUGCGUGAUCAAUAUGAAGGUUUGUGGAAAGAUCUAGAUCAGGUGUCUCAACUAGCAGAAAAUGUAAAGCAGACUUCAUCAUCAAAGGGAAUCACAAGGGUCCAGGAGGCAAUGGACAUGCAUCACAGCAAAAUGAGAGGAUUUGUAGAAAGAAUAGAUCAUCUGAAACAAGUGAUAGAGCAGCCUCCCAUACCUGAGAAACCGAAGGGGAAAAAAACUAAGAAAACAUCCAAGAAGAAGUCAGCACGACGGUCAACAGAGGAAACAUCACUGGAAGCUACUAUGAAAGGAGAAGAGCAGGCUGGAGACGUGUCUGUAGUACUACCUACUGAGCAAACUACACUCCAUCCUGUGGCGGAUGCUUCAGUGCAGGAUACAACAGGACCUUUAGUGCAACACACAGUGGAUUUAGUCGCUUUGAAAUCUUCAGUGAAGAAUACAAUGCAACCAACAAGACAUUUAAAACAGUCCUCUGUAGAACAAACAUUGCCGUCUACACUGGAAAAUACAACACUGUUUUCAUUGGAAAAUUCUGCACAACCAAUUAUGGAACCUUUAAAUCAUCCUGCAGCUGAAACCCAAGAGAUAUUAGUUAUGGGAUUGUCUAUGCAAUCUGUAUGUGUGCCUUCAGAACAAACUGCUCUAAAACCAUCAGUGCUGGCUACAGGAAAAUUAUCAGUCCAAGCUUUAGAAGAACCAUCAAUGCAUGCUAGAGGAGAAAUAUCAGGGCCGUCUACUGUAGAACAAUCAUUGCAGUUGACAGGGGAACCAUUGGUGCAGCAUGCAGAAGAAUUAUCAGGACAAGCUAUAAAUGAACCAUCAGCAACAUUUACAGUAGAACAAUCAGUGGAGCCAACAGUAGAACCACUAGAACAGCUGAAAAUAGAACCAGCUGAUCAUCUGACAGGAAAACCACUAGUGCCGCUUACAGUAGAACCAGCAGGACAGCCUACAAUAGUGCAGUUUACAGUAGAAAAGUCAGUGCAGCCAACAAUAGAACCACCCAAGCAGACGACAGUGGAACCAAUUGAGUUGCUUACAGUAGAACCACCCAAGCAGCUGACAGUAGAACCACUAGAACAACUGACAACACAACCACCUGAGCAGCUGACAGUGGAGCCAUCCAAGCAGCCAACAUCAGUGCAGCCUAUAGUAGAACCAUUAUUGAAGCCUACCAUUAAACCAAUGGUGCAGCCUAUAGUAGAACCAUCAGAGCAGCCUACCAUAGAACUAUCAGUGCAUCCUGUAAUAGAACCAUCAGUGCAAUCUACAGUAGAAGAUUUGGUACAGCCUACAGUAGAACCGCAGGUACAGCCUACAGGCAAACCAUCAGUGCAUUUCACAGUAGAAGAAUUGAUACAGCCUUCAGUAGAACCACUGAUACAGCCUUCAGUAGAACCAUGGCCACAGCCUACAAUAGAUCAAUCAGUGCAGUCUACACUAGAUCUACAAGUACAAUCUACAAUCGAACCAUCAUUGCAGUCUACAGUAGAACAAUCAGUGAAGUCUACAGUAGAAGUAGAAGCUUUAGAACAGCCUACAGCAGAAUUACUGGUACAUCCUAUCAUAGACUCAUCAUCACAGCCUACAGCUGAACUGAACAGCCUACAGCAACCUACUGUAGUACCAUCAGUGCAGCCUACAGCAGAACUAACAGUGCAACCUACAGUGAAACCACUGAUCCAGCCUUCAGCAGAAUCACUUGUGCAGCCUAUAGUAGAACCACUAAUACAGCCCACUGUAGAACCAUCAGUGCAGCUUAGAGUGGAUCUAUUGGUGCAGCCCAUAGGAGAACCAGCAGUGCAGCCUACAGUAGAACCAGCAGUGCAGCCUACAGUAGAACCAGCAUUGCAGCCUGCAGUAGAACCAGCAGUGCAGCCUACAGUAGAACCAGCAGUGCAGCCUACAGUAGAACCAGCAGUGCAGCCUGCUGUAGAACCAGCAGUGCAGCCUGCAGUAGAACCAGCAGUGCAGCCUGCAGUAGAACCAGCAGUGCAGCCUGCAGUAGAACCAGCAGUGCAGCCUACAGUAGAACCAGCAGUGCAGCCUGCAGUAGAACUAGCAGUGCAGCCUUCAGUAGAACCUUCAGAAGAGCCAGCAGUGCAGCCUACAAUAGAGCCAGCAGUGCAACCUGCAGUAGAACCAGCAGUGCAGCCUGCAGUAGAGCCAGCAGUGCAGCCUGCAGUAGAGCCAGCAGUGCAGCCUUCAGUAGAGCCAGCAGUGCAGCCUUCAGUAGAGCCAGCAGUGCAGCCUUCAGUAGAGCCAGCAGUGCAGCCUUCAGUAGAACCAGCAGUGCAGCCUGCAGUAGAGCCAGAAGUGCAGCCGGCAGUAGAACCAGCAAUGCAGCAUGGAGUAGAACUAGCAGUGCAGCCUUCAGUAGAACUUUCAGUAGAACCAGCAGUGCAGCCUACAGUAGAGCCAGCAGUACAGCCUACAGUAGAACAAGCAGUGCAGCCUUCAGUAGAACUAGCAGUGCAGCCUUCAGUAGAACUAGCAGUGGAGCCUUCAGUAGAACCAGCAGUGCAGCCUUCAGUAGAACCAGCAGUGCCACCUUCAGUAGAACCACUGGUACAGCCUUCAGUAGAACUAGCAGUUCAGCCUUCAGUAGAACCAGCAGUGCAGCCUUUAGUAGAACCAGCAGUGCAGCCUUCAGUAGAACCAGCAGUGCAGCCUUCAGUAGAACCAGCAGUGCAGCCUUCAGUAGAACCAGCAGUGCAGCCUUCAGUAGAACCACUGGUACAGCCUACAGUAGAACCAGCAGUGCAGCCUACAGUAGAACCAGCAGUGCAGCCUACAGUAGAACCAGCAGUGCAGCCUACAGUAGAACCACUGGUACAACCUACAGUAGAACCAUCAGUACAAUCUCCACUUGAACCACCAGUGCAGUCUAGAGUAGAACCACUAGUGCAGCCUACUAUAGAACAGCCUCCUAAUGUGAUGUCUUCAGAAGAGUUUACAGUAGAAGCCUUAAAUCAAUAUGCGGUAGUAUCUUCCUCAUACCCAGAGCUGGCACCUUUAGUCCCAUCUGUAAUAGAGGAAAAUGCUAUGGGAAUUUCUAUGCAUCCUGUAAAACCAACAGACAAACCAUUUGUGCAACAUAUAGAAUCCCUAAUUCAAUCUAUAGAAAAUCAAAUUGAGCAAAAUGUAGAACAAAUUUCAUUAGUAGCUUCCACAGCACUUCCUACAGUAGAAGGUUUAUUUCAAUCUGAAGAACAAUCUGUGAUGCAUCCUCCUGUGCAACCUACAAAUGAGCAUUUAGUGCAACCUUCACAGAAUUCUGUUGUAGAACCUCCAGCUCAGGUUUCGCUGAAAACUUUAUUGCCACUUACAGAAAAACCUAUUUUCCCAAACACUAUGGACCUUGGUGUGCUGCCUACAGUGGAUCAUACCUCGCAGGAUUCCCUGGUGGAUUCAAUAGAAGAAGCAGCUAGAAAUGCAGCAAAAGAAUCAGUACAGUUCGCUAAAUAUUCAGUUCAAGACCCUUCAGUACAACCUGCACUGGAAGCUGUAGGACGACUUACAGUGGAUAUUCAUCCGACUCCAGUACAACCUACAGAUCAACUUACACUGCAGCCUACAGAUAAACCCAUAGAUCAAUCUGCUCUGAAUGCAAAGGAAAAGAAAUCUUCAAAAAGCAAGAAGAAGAAAAAGUUGGCAGGAAAACAAUCAGUGGAAAGCAAAGAGGUAAAACAGCCCGUAAUAUCAAAGCAAAAGAGAGACACAAAGCGCAAAAGUGCUGAGUGUGUUGACGGUAAAAGUAUUCACCAGGAGCAUUUUGUAGACGUGACAGUCAGCUCGAGAGAAGCCGCUGAGGUAAAAGCAUUAGAGGAAGCGAAGGCAGGACAGCAAGAAGCCAGUGGUCAACAGCAGACACUAUUACAGGACCGUAAUUCCUACACGCGACAACUGGAGACCUCUGUAAACGAUUUGCCAGUCAGCGACAAUGACUCCCAUUACACCUCAGGUCUGAUAACCACAGUGGAGGAAAGACUAAGAGGAGCUCAAGCACUUCCAGAUGGCGGGGAAAAGACUGAGGUUCAGGAUAGUGAAUUGGUCAGUGAUCAGCAAACCUUAGCUUCGGAUAUUCCACUAUCACAGCCUGAUGAAUUACAGACAGAAUGUGAAAUAUUAUUAAAGGAGUUUCAGCCUCAUAUUACAGCUUACCAGCAGGAGGCGCUAGAGAUUUUCUCAAAUAUUUCAUUUAUUUCGGGAGAGGAGCUCAUGCGAGAAAAAUCCUUGGAGAAGCUUGCCUGCAAAUUUAAGCAGCUUGGUUAUGCUACAGAAGAUGCGAAGAAUAAGAGCCCAAAGGAGUUUUACUUGAAAGACCUGAAGAGGAAAGUCAAAAAGCUUUCAAAUGAACCUACCAAAUUCAGUUUGAUGGAAUUGGAACAAGAGAUUAAAGAAAUAGAGAACCUUUGUAAUGACUUCUCAAAACUACAAAAUAAGGAUGUCCGAAGUUCUGAGAUCUUACCACCAGACCACAAAGGUCUCCUGAAGAAGCUAAAAGUGUUAAAAACUGAAAAGCAAGAACUGCAUCAAGAAUUUAUGAACUUCCAGAAUGCCCUAAGUGCAGCCAGACUGUCAGUCCAAAUGUUGACUAAAGAGAAAGAAAAUCUCAAAAUUUCACCUACUGAAAGUCAUCAAAGUCAUCUGGAUAAAUUGAAGCAUUUCCUUGAUAAGCUAGUGCACGAAAAAGAAACUUUAAGCAUUUUAAAAGCUCAGCAGUCAAACAUUACGAGGUUCAGGAACUUAUCAAAAGUCAAGGAGGAAAUAGAUAUAGAUAUCAGACAACUUGAAGCAUUUUGGGAACAAAUAGAACUCAGCAUACAUAGAGAGCAUGAUCGAGUCUUAAAAGAAGCUGAGGAACUUCAAUUUCUUCAACAGAAAGUUGACCACCUGCAAAUUAUCAUUCAAAUCCAGCAAGAAUUGCUUGAUCAACCAACACCUUCUCCGGAAGACAUAGUGAAAACAUCUUUACUUCUCUCUGCUGAUGUAAUUUCUAUCAAACAUUUGUUCUCCUAUUUAAAGAAUGCGUGUGACUUGCAGAGCAAAAGAUCUUGGGGGGCCAAUGAACGCCAGACUCUGGAACUCUCACUGGAUAACCUGCAAAGUUCUUUGGAAAGUUUUGAGGAACGAGUGAAGGACCGACAGGUGACUCGGUGUCAGACACCAGAUGCCUUGAUAAAUCAAUACCUGUUUCUGAAGCCUUUACUUGACUCACACAUAUGGAUCAAAAAAUUACAAAAUAAUAUUGCGCUCGAUCAGGCUAUUGCCCUUCUACCAAGUGACGUAGAGCAGCAGAUCACAAGUACUAAAAAAGUGCACAAAGAAAUUUUAGACAGACAGUCUACUGUCAACUCUGUUAUUGAGGAGUCAAAACACAUAUCACAAGGGAUCGAUCCAGCAGCAUUCAGAGAUAUUUGCUCUUUUUUCCAACAAUUGCAGGAAUUAUAUGAGGAACAGAUCAUACAAUCAGUUGACCGAUUACAGAAGCUCGAAUCUGGGCUGGAGAAGAGGAAAGCACUUUUUUCAGAAAUUGAAAAGCUGAAAGAAUUACUGCACUGUCUAGAAAAAGAAGCAACUCCAGUCAAAAGAGGUGUAUUUACUGCGGCUGAGUUAUGUGAACAGCUAAAUUGUCUAAAGGCCAAGACUACAGAGUUGGAAGAAAUUGAAGGUCUAGUCUUGACACUUCUCAGGAACAGCCAAAGCUAUCAUAGGGAACUUAAAAUUUCCGAGCAGUUAUAUUUAAAUGACAUAUUAAGAAGUCUUAAGUCCAAAGCGAGAAGAAUUCGGAGAUUAGAGGAAAAGAUGUUUUUGCGCACUGAAAAAUUGCUAAGAAUUUGUAACGAGUUUCAAGAAAGAACAACUUCUCUUAGUCGGGAAUUGAGCUCACUGCAGCCUAUUGAAUCUGAGAUGCAUGAUGGGGCUGAAAAGCAAGACGGGGAAUGCUUUGAAAAGAAAUUUCAAGUUUCCCAAAAUGCCAUCUCAUCAUCUCAAGUUCACUUGUCCGAGAUAUUGAGGUAUAAGGACUUGUUUGAAGAUAGCGGGCUUUACUGGGAUGAUUUAACUGUUGAUAAUUUACAGAACAAAUAUUUCCCAGUGGAUAGAAGUGGUCACUUUGGUCAUUAUGAACCAGUAAAAGAACGCUAUCAAGAACUUGUAGAAGAAGCCAAAGUAUUAUGUUAUUCAGUACAAAGACAAGCUUUAGCCGUCGGAACUCACUUUGACAUUAUAGAGGCUCAAGUUUUAUGUAAAAAAGUUAAAAAAAUAAGCAUAUUAGCCACUGAAGCACUAAGCUUGUUGCUUGGGAAACAUGACAGCCAAGAUGCUCUCCAUUAUGAAGAAACUACAAUAGGAGCCCUAGCAGAAAAUAUGGAUCGAUUACACCAAUCUCUCAGUCAUUUGAUAACUGGUUUUCACACAAUGGAAAAAAGUAUUCAGUAUCGACUGGAACAAACUUUGUGCAAUUUAAGGAAAAUUCACCAAGGUCUUCAGCAGCCAUGUGUUGUUAACUUGGAUGGCUAUGAGAUCCAAGAGCAACUUCUAAGUCUUGAAGCUCUAGAUGAAAUAUGUAAAUGUGAAUUAAAUACUGCAAGAGCCAUUUCUGUCCAGGCAUCUACAGAGGAGCACCUUAGACAGCUGAAUGAAAUAGAAGAUAUUGGAAAACAAAACGAGAACACCAUCAUCCAGUAUAUUGACACAGUUAAGAAACAUUUCAAUAGUCUUCAAGCUCUUCAUCAAACCAUUGCCAAACUAGCAGAACUUUUCAGACAGUAUGAAGAAAAAUUUAAAGAAAAGCCAAUAGAUGUUAGUAAUCAGGAGGACCAUGUAGAUCUUCUGAAUACCCAGCAAGAAGAAAUAAAUAUCAAUAUAGCAGAAAUCCAGAAUCUCAUUAAACAGCUAAAAUACAGUUGUAAUCCACAUGAUCAAGAGCAACUAGAUGGACUGGUGAAUCAGAUCACUGGCACGAACAUGUUAUUGAUGGAGAUGUCCGAAAGAAAUCAAUCUGCAUUAGCCAGUUACCGUGAAAAGUACCUACUGUUCAGAUGUAAUAAGCAGAAAAUGUGCAAGGAUCUCGAGGAGCUGGAAACCAUUGUCAGAGAUUCCUUUUUUCAAAAGCCAGCAUCUUACAGAGCUGCUCUGGCCCAAUGGGAGAAAGCCAAGAGUAUGGUGACAAAAGUAAACUCGUAUGAAGAGGAAUUGCUGAAGCUCAGACAGGCGACAAGAGACCUAAGCGAUGUGAGCGGUGAUGACGUCUUGGUGUUUGAUAAAGUGUUGGCUUCACUAUGGGACAGAUGGCUGUAUCUCCUCGGUGUCUGCAGAGACUGGGAACUCUACUGCGAUGAAUUAAAACAAGAAUGGAAACUAAUCAGCGAACUGAUGGAACGAGAGGUUAUACUUCUGGAUAACUGCCAAGAAGAAAUACCAGAUAAACCUGAGCUGAAACAGAAAAGUGCACAACUUCUCAACUCGGUCGCUGAAAUAAGCCGCUUUGAGGAGACAGUGAAAAUGCAGCAGCUGCAGCUGUCACUCAUGCUCCAUCGACUCCAGAAUAUUUUGGGAAAACCAGAGGUCAACGCUGAGACAGAGAUUUCUACAGUGAUCAAGGAAAUCAAUGCAAUGGAAGACAAAUGUAACAUGCUACUACAAAACUCUCACAAAAAUAUGCAAGAGAUUCACACAGAGCUUGAGGAUAGAGAAGCUUUAAAAGGCGAUAUCUCUGCUGUGAAACAAUCCCUUCAGCAAGUGUCUUCUAAACUGGAGAACCUGGACUCAGCAGAACCGGAAAUCACCAAUGUAUCAUUGCAGGAGAUUCAGAGUGAGAUUGAGUCACAAAAGGAAGCAGUUCAACUUGUCAUGGAAAAAGUCAGCGCCCGAUAUGCAGAACACGUUCCGGCUGAACUUCUUUCUCAGGCUAAGGAAUGUCAGGAGUAUAUGCAAGAGAUGGACCUGGAGGUUAAAAAUAAAGUUCUGCAGAACUCUCCAGAGAACGUAAUGAAGAGAAAGGUAGAUGAGAUCAAAUCUGGUCUGCAAAGUAUCGAAGUUCACUUAACAGAAAAAAGCCAAAAUAUUCAGCAAGCCAAAGAACUUCAGAAUAAAAUCUGGGAUGAAGUGGAUUCAUGGCUGUCUAGACUGCAUGCCUUGGAGGCUGAGGUUCAGGAGAUGGCUGAGGAAGACCCCGUUCAGGCCCAUGAGUGGAUGGAUAAACUAACAGAGCCAUUAAGUCACUACCAGCAAGUUACACACCUUGUGGAACGCAGGACUGCAAAUCUAAACAAGGCUGCUAGUAAACUGGAGGAAUAUGAGGACACCCUGAAGAGCAUACAGACCUGGAUACAAAACACUGAUACCCUGUUAAAUGAAGAGAUGAAGGAUUGCUCUGCUAAAGUCCUGAAUAAGCAUGCUGUUGCAUUAGAGAUUGCACUGGAUGAUUCAGAACAGAAGCAAUAUCUCCUUGACUCCAUCCAUUCGGAGCUGAGUGAGCUGGCUACGAUCUUUGAAACAGAGAGCAUUGUGGAACGUAUCAGUGACAUCAGUAAUAAAAUGUUAGAUCUAAGGGAGAGGAUCCUGAAAGUUCUUCCAGAAAUUCAAAUCAUAACACAUGAGGUGCUGGCUAUAGAGGAAGAGGUAAAGAAGAUGGAAAGGACCAUAAAUAAAAUUAAAACAAUUAUGACAUCCAAUGACAUUGAUGAUAUGCCACCCAAUGAUCACUACAUGCAUGGACAGGUCAUGCUGGAUAACAUAGGUCACAUCAAAAAGACAAUUGCUGAGAUAGAAGUAUAUAGACCAAUGCUGUCUUUAUCAGAAUCUGGUGUGCAGUCACUGUGUGUAUUUAGAAGGAUGGUGGUAGUCCUGAGAGAGGCUGAAUUGCUGGAUAAAGUUAUCAUGGAACAAAAUCUUCUCUUAGAGCCGAUCAUAAGUGAAAUAUCAGAACUGGAAAAAGAGCACGAAAAUGCCCAACAAGUGUCCAGAGAAGAGUCAUCUGAUAUAAAGGAGAAGACUGAAGAUAUGAAGAAACAAAUGGAGAGACUAAACCAAAAGAAGGAAGCGAUUCUACUUUCCCAACGCAACUUAGUCAAUGAACAGCUUGAACAUUUAAGGCUGGAGCCAGAUAAUCAAGACUUGGAGUCCAUAUUGUCUCCAAUAACUGAAGGCAUGAACACCAUCCAAACAGAGGUACAAAGAAGGGAUUCCUAUGUCUUGCCAUCAUUGGCUGAGGAGAUGGAAGACUCUACACUGGUUGCAGAAGCAGAGGACUUCUGUACCGGACUUCAGCCUGAACAUGAAGUAGAGGCGACUGGCGUUCCUCCUUCAUCCCAGGAACAGCUGGAAGAUGCCAGCAAAGCUCUGGCUGACGUGCAACCCAAAAUGAUCCUCAGCGACUGCCAGGGGAAGGUAACAGAGGUGGAGCUCUGGCUGCAGAAGGUAACGCUGUCACCCCAGGGGAGCGCGCAGGACCCAGAUAUGUUGCAGAGCGUGGAAGAACAACUUGCAGAGUAUCAGAAAACCUUACAAGAAACUGAAAUGAAAAUCAACCUAUUGCUGGAAGAUGCCGACUACAGGCAGCAAGGAAAUGUGAUGGUACUGGAAGAAGCAGAAGUAUUGUCACAGAGGUUAAAGGCGCUGAAGACCAGUUUAGAACAUGUACAAGAAAUGCUGCAAGCAAAGUCUAUGAGUGAACAGAUCCACAAUGGAGUAACGGAAGAGAAGUUACUGCAUCCAUUGCCAUCUAGAACUGCUGAUUCUGCUGAGAAGACUCAUGUUUUAAGCACAAAAGGAAUGAAAAAUAAAAAACAGCCUACUGAAAUUACAUUACCACAAGAGACCUACAUACCAUCUUACCCAAGGAGCCCAGCUGGGGAUGGGCCAACAACACCCACUAAGUCUCGCAGUAAAACUCCUUUGUCUGUGAUUGAAGAUAUUACCUGGAGUAAAUGGCUCUAUCUACAGAAGGAGCUGUCAUACAGGAUGAAGGCGACCUCUUUCAGACAUAAUACUCAACCAGAUGCUUCAAAAGAAGUGAAGAUCAGCUUUAUAUCCAGGAUCCCUGUAAGCUCAGUAAAAUCACCACUUGUAGAAGAAUCUAAGCAUUUCCUUACCCGGCUUAAGGCUUUAAAUGAAGAAGCUUCAUCCCCCCUCAAUCAGGAGAGUGCACGAAAUCUACAUGGAGCUCUUUUUGUUUGGAUGUGUUCAGUGUCCCAGUGGCUGCAAAAUAUUGAGGAGAUGUUAGAUCUGGAUAUCCUGACCAGAGAGGAAGCUGCUGCUGAGCUGACCUUCUAUGAGAAACUUACAAAAGACUUGCGUGCACUUUCAGAAGAAAUGGGCUACAACACUAGCACGCUUUUAUCACCAAUCACACAUGAGGGAGCGCACACCAGCAUUUUGUCCCAGUGUUACCGUGACCUAAGAGACUGGCUCAUUCAGAUUUACAAUACGACCAAAACCAGAUCCAAAUGUAUGCAAGGAGAACUGGAUAAGCACAACAAUUAUCAGAAUGACAUCGGGCAGUUAUAUGACGCCUUAUUAAAGAAGAAAACUAAUCUCAUACAGCGACUGAGUAACAGAGAGAUUGGUGAGGAGGCCGGACUGAUUCAGGAGGCAGUUGUGUAUGAGAAUGAACUUUUGAGCUUGGAAAAUCAAGUGUCAUCCCUGAAUGAGAGAGGAGAGAAACUUUCCAUCCCGAUAUGCUCCAACCAGGAUAUUCACAAACUGGAGGACGUCCUGGAUGACAUCUGGCACAUUCUUCGAUCUCACCAGGAUACGUGUAGCAGUGCCGCUAUUAGUAAGUCACAAGUGGAGGCGCUGCUGUGUGGGCUAUCAGAACUGUUGACUUUGGGAAAAGAAAAAAUUGCAAAAAGUCAGAAAUAUUGCAGCCGAAGUAAAGAAAGCCUGGACUCCUAUAUAGAGAAUCACAGGAAAUUUUUCAAUCAUCUGGAAAAUCAAGUUCUAUUAUUACAAGACAUUUCAUCACGGAAACCAAAUCCAAGCCUUGACAAGGAGCACAUAGAGAUGGUGACACGAGAGGUGGAGACCCUUAGACAAUGCUCAGAUGACAACUAUACCAAUAUGAUGGUUGUAAUGAAGAACUGGAAUGACUUUGACUCCAGAUAUGAUUUUCUGAAGAAGAAAUAUGAGGCCCUGGAAGCCAUGAUUCCUACGAGCAGUUUGGUGGAAGAAUCAGCAGAAAGGGUUACAGAACGGCUAAAACAGUACCAGAAAAUCCAGAAGCAUAUUGAUGAGAAUGAAUCCAGACUGAGCCAGUUAGUUGUGUCUGGUAAGAAUUUACAGAGCGCAGUGGCUUGUCCAGAACUGGACACCCGGAUUACCAAAGUGGAACAGCAGUGGUCACAACUAUCUAAGAAAGUCAACCAUGAGCUACACAGACUGGAGUCUCUUAUAAGUCAUUUAACAAGUUAUAACAAAGACUCAUCUGAAUUAUCAACAUGGCUGGAAUCUGCCCGACAAAAGCUAAGCAUUAGCAGGACACAGUCAUUGGAUGCUUCCCAGAAAUUGGACACCAUCAAAAACAACUUGAACAACUUUUUUGAAUUUACAAAUGAUGUGGACCAGAAAUCUUCCUUAAAGACCUCAGUAGUGAAUGCUGGUAACCAGCUUCUCCGACUGAGGGAAUCUGAUACUUCAGUCUUAAAAUUAAGCUUGGCAAAGUUUGAGGAAAGUUGGAUGGAUCUUAUAGGAGCAUUGCCCGCUACCCAAGACAAGCUGCAACAACAACUGGUGGAGAAACUUCCGUCUCUUGACGCAAUCAAAGACUUAAUGGACUGGAUGAGAGAAGACAAUGAGAUAAGAGAACUUCAGUCUUUACAGAAUAUCCCGACCACCGCAGAUGACAUCAGAGUUCUUCUUCAGCGAUAUAAGGGUUUGCGUAGAGAAAUGAGCCAUAAGCAAUGGAUUGUCGAUUAUGCCAACCAGUCAUUACUUCAGUUCAGUGUGGGUGAUGUUGAAAGCAAACGUUAUGUGCGGACAGAGCUUGCAGAACUCCUGGGCACCUCGACUCUACAAUGGAAACAAUUGCAGGGAAAUAUCCAUUCAAAGAUACAACUCUUGGAGCAGGCUCUUGAGAGUAUAUCAGACCAGGAAAGUAGGAGGCAGACAAUAAGCAAUUGGUUUGAUGCCCAACAGCAAAGACUGAAAAAAUUACAUAGGCCAUCAAGUAUAACAGCUGCCGAGAGAGUGUUGGCAGAGUGUAUGGUGCUGGAGGAACAGCUGAAAGCUAAAUCUGAUGGUAUUGAGGAACUGGAUGCAAACAGUACAGCAGCAGGAGGCCCAAAUGUUUUCAGUGAAGGUGGAUUGACAAGAGAAACCUUACUUAAAAAGAGGGACACGGUUGCUAAACAGGUUGUAGAGCUAAAGAAAUCCAGCCUCUCGGUGCUAGAGCAUUGGAAAGACUAUAACGAAAGCUAUGGACAUAUAGAGAGGAUGACUGUCAAACUGCAAUAUGUUCUAGAACAAUGUACCUCUCCCUCUACAUCAAUGAACUCUCUGAAUUUGCAGCUGAAGAAGUUACAGGCCAUUCAAGAAGAAGUUGAGCAACAUGAAGAAAAAUGGAGUAGACUGCAAGGUUCUUUAAGUAACUUAAAAUCUCUGUGUAGUCAAUCAGCUAUGGACAUCCUGGAAGAGGAGCGCAGAGACAUACGUGACAGGUGGACCUCUGCAGGCAAUAAACUCUCUGAACAUCUUCUGGCAGCUAGGUCUUUGCUACAAAUGUGGAAGGAUUACACUGGAUCGUGUUUAGAUCUGGCACCACAUAUAGAGCAAGUGGAAGAAAAGUGUAAACAGCUCUUAUGUGCUAAACUUUCUGAAGACAGAGAAGGUGACACCUUAGAACAAAGGAUCCAGUAUCUAAAGGCGCUGGAACAAAAUCUGCAGGGACUGAGGGCGCACAAUCUGCAGGUCUCUGAGCUAUCAGAUAAGGUGUUGAGACAAAACCCUGCGGCCACGGAUGUCAUUCAGUCGGAAAGACAGAACACUUCAAACAGAAUAGAACACUUGGAGAGAAAAGUGUCUUCAAAGGCCGCAGAGCUGAUGUUCAUUCAGAGAGAAGCGGAAUCCUUCAAGGGUGACCUAGAUAAACUCCAGUCACACAUCACGUCCUCCGCUGAUGUUGUCAGCCAUGUAUAUCAUUCUGAGAAGGAGAAGGAGGAGAGAUCUGAAGUUAUCAAGAAGCAUCUUUUGGAGCUUAGUGAAUUGACCUAUGAUGUUGAGCGCUUGAACGAGAAGAUGUUCACUCUUCCUCUUCACGACCGUACUCAGAUGUCACUGCAGAAUCUGAAUCGUAUGUGGGCUAAGACAAUAGCAACAGCCCUCGAAGACUGCAGACAACAUCGGAUGAUUGAGCUGGAAAAAAAUAACUUCGUCCAGAAUUAUGAGACCUGGAUGCUGUGUCUGGAAAAAAUGGAGGAGAAUCUGACAGAGGGAAUUGCAGGAACGUUUGAAGCCCUGACAAGGCAACAAGAAAUCUAUGAGAGGCUGCAAGCUGAAAUCACUAUAAAUGAGCACAUCUUACCUUCCUUUGUGAACAAAGCAUUGAGUAUCUUGGAGUUAGAGGAUGAACAAAACAGAAAUGAGCUUAUGCUAAAGCUAACAUCCUUAAAAGAGAAGUGGCAGAGCGUGAUCAGGUUGGUACAGCAGAGGAAGAAGGAAAUAAAUGCCCUCCUGAAGCAAUGGUGGCAAUUCAGAGUUUCCAAGCAAAGCCUGGAACAGCAGAUACGUGACAUACAAGACUCUGUAUCUAGUGUCAGCCGUCAGAAGUGUCACAGCUUCAUCAACACCGAAAAACUGAUUUAUGACUUUAAGGACAAGGAGCGACAUCUCAAGAGAUUGCAGCCAAGCUACUUUACCACUCUCCGCAAUUGUAAGAAUAUAUUGUCAUUUUCUGAACCGAAAUCUAAGGAGGUCCUGGAACGAGAGCUGAACCAACUUCAGGAUCUGUGGCGGAGCACUGCUCAGCAGCUACAGGGUAUUCUAACACAUUUCAAUGGAAUUGCUCAGAAGAGACAUAAUUUUGAUGGAAAGAUUGAAGGCAAAAGAAAAUCUCUUCAUGACCUGAUAAGAAGAGUAGAUGAACCUCUUCCAACUCUUCACGAAGAGCUACAAAUAGCCAAGAGACCACUGAAGGAGCUAGAGGAAGCCCUGGAUGAGUGGGGAGACAGCCUAAAAGAUCUGGAUGACAUGAAGUCGGAGUUAUCCCAGUAUAUCAUAGCGGAGGAUGGAAUUGUGCUCGGGAAUCAAGUGGAGGCAUUACACCGGCAAUGGGAAGAGCUGUGCCUGAGGGUGUCUAUGAGGAAACAGGAGAUUGAGGACCGUCUUAAUGCCUGGAACAUAUUCAAUGAGAAGAACAAGGAGCUAUGUGACUGGCUGACACAGAUGGAAAGCAAAGUAUUGCAGACGGGUGAUGUGAACAUUGAGGAAAUGAUUGAGAAGCUACAGAAGGAUUGCAUGGAAGAAAUAAACCUCUUUAGUGAAAAUAAACUUCACUUGAAGCAAAUCGGAGAUCAGCUCAUCCACGCCAGCAACCAAGCCCGCUCCAAAGAAAUCGAGAACAAGCUGAAUAAAGUCAAUGACCGCUGGAAGCAUUUAUUUGAUGUCAUCGGCUCACGUGUAAAGAAACUGAAGGAGACCCUUGUAACCAUCCAGCAGCUGUACAAAAACAUGAGCAACCUGCGCACUUGGCUGGCUCGCAUUGAGUCUGAGUUAUCCAAGCCUGUCAUCUACAGUAUCUGCGAUGACCAAGAGAUAAACAAGAAACUCGAAGAACAAAGGGACUUACAGAAGGACAUUGAGGUACACAGUCCCGGUGUGGCAUCUGUGCUAAAUAUCUGUGAGCGCCUGCUGCAUGAUACAGAUGCAUGUGCCAAUGAGACAGAAUGCGAUUCCAUACAGCAGACCACUAGAAGUCUUGAUAAGCGAUGGCGAAACAUCUGUUCUAUGUCAAUGGAGAGGCGAAUGAGGAUCGAGGAGACCUGUCGUCUUUGGCAGAAAUUCCUGGAAGACUACUCCCGAUUUGAUGAAUGGCUUAAAGAAGCUGAAGCAAUGGCAGCUUCCCCAGAUUCUUCUGAUGUGUUGUAUACAAAAGCCAAAGAGGAACAGAAGAAGUUUGAGGCAUUCCAGAGGCAGAUCCAUGAGCGUCUCACUCAUCUAGAGCUGAUCAACAAGCAGUACAGAAGGCUUGCUCGAGAGAACCGCACUGAUGCAGCCAGCAGACUAAAGCAGAUGGUACAUGAAGGAAAUCGGAGGUGGGAUCAACUUCAGAAGAGGGUGACUUCAAUUCUGAGGAGACUCAAGCACUUUACCAGCCAAAGAGAAGACUUUGAGGGGACAAGAGAUUGCAUCCUCGUAUGGCUCACAGAAAUGGACUUGCAGCUUACAAAUGUAGAACACUUCUCGGAAAGUGAUAUUGAGGAGAAAAUGCAACAGUUAAUAGGCUUCAAACAAGAAAUAACACUAAACGCCAAUAAAAUUGAUCAGCUGAUCGUUUUUGGGGAGCAAUUGAUUCAGAAAAGUGAAGCUAUGGAUGCUGUGGUCAUUGAGGAUGAACUGGAGGAGAUUCAUAGAUAUUGUCAAGAAGUUUUUGGUCGGGUAUAUAGAUUCCAUGAAAGGCUGACGUCAAGAAAUUUGAAUUUAGAAGAAGAGCGAGAGACAUCAGAGAAUGAUACAGAUGGGGAAGAUUCAAGAGAGAUCCGGAACUCCUCAUGGCCCUCCACAAUACCAGAUGUUGAGACAUCCCACCCAUCACUUAACCAUCUAAUGCCCCCAACACUCCCACAUGAGAGAUCUGGUCGAGAGACUCCUGUCAGCGUUGACUCCAUCCCCCUGGAAUGGGAUCCUACCGUAGAUGUUGGAGGAUCUUCCAUGCAUGAGAAUGAGGAGGAAGGAGCCUACUACAACCCCUUAUCAGAUGUAGAAAUUGCUGAAAGCUCUGAAGACUAUUUUAAAAAGACAAAAAAAACUGUCCGAGCAUCUUCUGGGAAAUCAGACUUGGAGACUCUGUCAUGGCAUUCUCCAGACAAACAUGUAUCCACUGCAAAAAUGGAGUUUAAAGAAGAUAACAAGGUGAAGAGACAUAGUGCACAAGAAGCUAUUUCAAGUCAUUCUGGAGAUAUUGACUCUAGAACACUAGACUCUGCCAGUGAAGAACUGGAGGACAAAGGACUUAAAGGAAUGAAAAGUCCUGAAACACAUUCAGGUGUCAUUGAGCGUUGGGAGAUUAUUCAUGCACAAGCCUUGAGCAACGAGCACUCUAAGAAGCAAAGCCUCCACCGGUGGCAACAACUUAAUUCUGACUUGGAUGAUAUAACACUAUGGUUGGAUAAAACUGAAGUAGAGCUUGAGCAUGCCAAAAGUCUGAAGCCAUCCACUACCAUCCAAGAACUGGAACAAAAAGUGAAAAUGCUUAAGGAUAUGUUGGAAGCUUUUGAUAAUUAUAAAGCCCGGGUUAUAUCUGCAAACCUGAACAGUAAGGAGUUCCAAUCGGAAGAUGAGAUGGAAUCGAGGGAUGUCCUCAAUAGACUCCACAUGGUGAAUAUGUGCUGGGAGCGAGCUUGCCGUGAACAGGACACUUGGAAAGAGAGCUUGCAAAGUGACCUGCUACACUGCGAGGAAUUCCACGAAAGGAGCCAUCAGUUGCUGUUGUGGUUGACUGAAGCUGAAGAACGUAGACUGAAAUACCGUGUGACAGAUAGCAGAGAAGACCCCCAUGUCUUGCUAGAGAGUCAGAAGAAUCUAAUGCAACUUAAGGAGCAGCUUGUAGAGAAACAGACUGAAGCAAACUCCCUUCAGGAUGUGUCUAGUAACUUGUUGAGUAGUUCAUCUGGAGCUGGUUACAUUGAGGCAGAGGAGAGGAUACAUGUCAUUGGAUCCAAACUGAGACAGCUCCAUAUAAAUGUCUCACAAGACUUGGCUGCCAUUCAGAAAGCUCUGGACACAUCAGCAGCUGAUGAAGUGGAUUCUCUGAUCUCUUCUACCACAUACAAGCAGAGUGCAGUUGGUGCAGCAUCUAAAGACUCCACCAGGACAAGAAAACCCCAAGGCAAUGUCCAGGAAGAACCCAAGAAGAGGUCUUUCUUCUACCGAGUGUUGCGAGCUGCUUUUCCUCUACAGCUUCUCCUGCUUCUCUUACUCUUCUUCGCCUGCAUGAUUCCCGUCUCCGAAGAGGACUUUAGCUGUGCCCAAGCUAACAAUUUUGCUAGGUCUUUCUAUCCAAUGCUUAGAUAUACCAAUGGGCCACCUCCUACAUAGUUAUAGUCCCUGUGCAUUUCUGUUCCAACCAAAUAACAUUCCAAUACUGUGUCCAGAGUUCCACAACAGCAAGGCACAGUAUAGAUUGUGUAGGGAUGCACAACCCUCAGCUCCAAUAAUCCUUCAUUUCACUUUGACUGUUUUAAUCCCCCCCCCCCCCCCCCCUCUCAAUAGGGUCAGAGCUGCAGGUUGGUGUUUCAGGAAGCAAGUUCACUCAUUCGCAUGCACAUAGUAACUUUAUGUCUAUGUACUUGGUGGCAGUUUAUAAAGAUAUAGCCAUUUUUAAAUAUUUUUAGAUUUAAGCAAUAAUGUGUGUUCCUUUCCUAUUUUUACUUGAGACUGGAGAGAUUCUAUUGUGUGGAUGUGGCUUUUAUUAUUAUUUUUUUUAUUUAUGUGAAAUUUUAAUGUUAAUUACCAUGUAAAUUAGCACAUUUCUUAAAAAUUAAGCGCCCAUUCUCAAUUCAGAAUAAGUCAUAAUGUUGUACAGAGCAAUUUGGUUUUCUACUGAUUUAUGGGUUAAUUUCCUUGUUGUACAGUCAGAUGUAUUGGGCUUUUUUUUAAGGUUUCCUUUUUAUAAGCCAUUUUUUGACAUCCUGAAACACUGAAAUAUUGGGCUGAAGGUCAUUUAUUGUCCAAGAGGUAUCCUAAAGGGAUUCUAAUAUAUUCUGUUAUAUAGUGUUACACGUCCCACCAGCUGCAAAUGGUAAAGGUGUUGUGGGAUAUUGGUUCAAUAAACUUCAUAUAUGACCUUUGUAA
Messenger RNA from Hyla sarda, 24655 nucleotides. RefSeq names its product spectrin repeat containing nuclear envelope protein 2 (gene SYNE2). Gene Ontology annotation, cellular component: membrane. Lineage: Eukaryota; Metazoa; Chordata; Amphibia; Anura; Hylidae. Gene Ontology annotation, molecular function: protein binding. The transcript has 115 exons. The coding region runs from base 221 to 23899 and encodes 7892 amino acids. The record is from RefSeq and is a predicted model, not a curated record.